Aureobasidium melanogenum CBS 110374 is the source of this 1626-nucleotide messenger RNA. RefSeq lists its product as uncharacterized. The transcript is spliced from 4 exons. Lineage: Eukaryota; Fungi; Ascomycota; Dothideomycetes; Dothideales; Saccotheciaceae. The record is from RefSeq and is a predicted model, not a curated record. Bases 1 to 1626 code for a protein of 541 amino acids.
AUGUCCCGCUCGCAGUACGGUCGCCAUUCUGCCAACGACCUUGCCUACGGAGAGGAACCUCAAGCCCAACGAUGGGACCGCGACCGCUUCGAACGCUACUCACGUAGACCUCCUGCCCCCGUCGAAGAACGCGAGACUUUCCGCUUCAGCGAGCAUGACCGUAAUGGUCGCCAAGAUAUCCGUAUAGAAGACAGAAUCGACAGAGGCCCACCUCCACGACGUGAGAGAGACGCAUUCGCCGAAGACUACUAUGGCCCUGCUGCUAGACCACGUCGUUCAGACCGUGAGCUCUUUGGCGACAGAGACCCUCGCGAACUUGCCGACCUCCAGAUCGCUCCCUACAGAAGAAAGUCAAUUGUCGACCGCGAAUUUGAAUUCCGCGAGACCAGAAAUGUCCCCAGACCAGGUCUUCAAAGGAGACAGAGCAGUCUUGACACCUUCGACCGUCGGCCUCUACGCCGAUAUGAGCAAGACGAGUACCGCAUCCCUCCUGGCGUCCCCAUUCCUCUUCCGCGACGUCGCUCACCAUCACGCGGACCCCCUGGCCGCUGGUAUGAGGAAGACUACGAUGACGUGAGAUACAGAGAUUACUCUCCUCAAGACUCGUACCGUGAUGUCGAAAUCAUGCGCGAGAAGAGCGUCCACCGUAGGCGUGGAAACCGUGAAAGGGCAAGAAGUGAUGCUCGUAGCUCGACGACCAAGCGUAGCGGACGAUCACAUCGCAGCUCCAGCAGUAGCAGUAGCAGCGAGAGCAGUUUCACCGAAGUCAGUCGUCGCAGUAGCCCUAGUCCGCCAAAGAUUGGCAAGAAAGGAAAGACCCGCAUGCCAAAGAGGCUGGUACGCAAGGAGGCUAUCAUCAACCUGGGCUAUCCGUUCGAGGAGGAGGACGACUUCAUCAUCGUCCAGCGAGCUCUCGACAAAGAGCAUAUUGACGAAGUGAUUCGCAUCAGCGAACAGUACAAGGUUGAGCCGAAAACCAAGACGUACCGCUACGACGACCCGCCAGCUGAAGAGCAUUUCGAGCACCUCAAGACCGAGUGGAUUAACCCUCCCAGCGUUCGCGCUCCCUCCCCAGCCCGCUCUGCUCGUACUCGCCGCAGCUCUCCUGCUCGUACAGUCCGCCAACCAUCGCCUGCUCCUCCGCCUCCUCAACCACAAACUAUCUAUAUCCGCGACCCUCCUCCAGCCCCUCCCCCGGCUCCGAUCUACAUCAGAGAGCAAGCGCCCCCUCCACCCCCUGCUCCCAUCUACAUCCAGGAGCCCGCUCGACCUGCUCCGCCUCAACCACAACCCAUGACCAUCGUGCUUCCCGAACGCCGCCGCGAACACAGUCGUGAUGUGCAUGCCGAAGUUCGCGCCUUGGAAGCCGAAGCUCGCGCUCUCCGUCUCGAACGCGAAGCCCAACAGCACCACCACGGUCAGAUCGUCAUAGCCCAACCACAACAGACCGGCUACGAGAUGGUCGAGUACAGAGAACGUCGCCCGGAUCGAGAAAUCGUGGAAUAUGUCGAGCGGGACAAGAGCCCCAAGAGAGAGGUCAUCCGUGUGGAAAAGGAUCGGAAAGCGGCAGAUAAGGAGAGACGACAGGCUAGAAAGAUUGCCAUGAUGAUGGCGACGCUUUCAUGA